Quercus robur (English oak) is the source of this 1813-nucleotide messenger RNA. Its product is annotated as probable protein phosphatase 2C 49. The record is from RefSeq and is a predicted model, not a curated record. Gene Ontology annotation, molecular function: cation binding; protein serine/threonine phosphatase activity. NCBI's taxonomy places the organism in Eukaryota, Viridiplantae, Streptophyta, Magnoliopsida, Fagales, Fagaceae. Gene Ontology annotation, biological process: protein dephosphorylation. The transcript is spliced from 5 exons. The coding region runs from base 298 to 1353 and encodes 351 amino acids.
UUUUGAUCAAAACAAAUUCAAGAAAGCAAUAGAACCCAAUAGAGAAAGUGCGAGAAAAUUCUCAAGUUCAGAGAAAAAUUCCAAAAAUAUCUUCUUUUUUUUUGUAGUUUGGAGCUAAUUGGUUUUGGAGUUUGUGUCUGGUAAUGAUAUGGGAAAAAUGGUAGUUGAAGCUGAGGUUGUGUGCCCACAGAGCGUGCCUGUGUUGGACGUUCAGUACAUAUCAAGUUCUCAAGCGGGCGGCCCCUGAAUACAUCUAGUAGAGCCUGGACCCAAAGUUUUGGGUAUAAGACAUGGUUGAUGUUGCUGUUCUUGUUGUUUCCCAACAUCUUCUACCCAAAAAAGGAUAUUAAACCUGCAGACAAAAUUUCAGAUGCAGUUCUUGAAUCUGUCAUCCUGCAAUUUCUGCCCUACAUUCGUUCUGGCAGCUUUGCUGAUAUUGGUCCUCGAAGAUGCAUGGAAGAUGAACAUAUACAGAUAGAUGAUCUAUCUUCACACUUUGGAUCAGUUUUAAAGUUUCCCAAGCCAAGUGCUUUUUAUGGGGUAUUUGAUGGCCAUGGAGGAUCUGAAGCUGCAGAUUAUAUCAGAAAAAAUGUUAUCAGACUCCUUUUUGAAGAUGUCAACUUCCCCCAAGCAUCUGAAGUCAAUGAUGUUUUCUUAGAAGAGGUUGAGAACUCAGUCCGGAAAGCAUUUCGUCUGGCUGAUCAAGCCUUAGCAGAUGACUGCAGUGUGAGCAGUUCUACAGGGACGACGGCUCUCACUGCUAUGAUAUUUGGAAGGCUUCUCAUGGUUGCCAAUAUUGGUGACUGCAGAGCAGUUCUAUGCCGGAAAGGAGAGGCAAUUGAUAUGUCUCAAGACCACAGACCUAUUUAUCCAUCAGAAAAGAGGCGUGUUGAAGAAUUAGGUGGAUACAUUAAUGACGAUGGGUAUCUAAAUGGUGUUUUAUCAGUUAGUCGAGCCUUGGGGGACUGGGAUAUGAAGUUCCCUCGUGGUUCUCCUUCGCCUCUCAUUGCAGAGCCAGAGUUCCGGCAGGUGGUUCUAUCUGAGGAUGAUGAGUUCCUCAUCAUAGGGUGUGAUGGAAUUUGGGAUGUGAUGUCAAGUCAGCAAGCAGUUAGUCUUGUUCGUCGUGGGCUGCGGCGGCACGAUGACCCAGAGCAGUGUGCAAGGGACCUUGUCAUGGAAGCCUUGCGUCUCAACACCUUUGACAACCUUACUGUGAUUAUUGUAUGCUUAUCUUCUCUAGAUCACUGCCAGGAGCCGUCUCCACCCCGGCAACGAAAGAUGAGGUGCUGUAGCCUCUCUGCAGAGGCCCUUUGUAGCUUGAGGAGCUUGCUGGAUGGCAGUGCUAACCGUUGAACAUACAUACCUUGAUUCUGCCAGCGGUUGAAUGUAUAUACAUUUAUUCUGCCGGCAGUUGAAUGUAUACACAUUUUUUGAAAUAAAAUCUCUCUCCCUUGCUUCUGGUACGUUGAAUCAAGUUGAAUCAAAUCUCGUCAGCCGAGAAUAAUUACUGUUUUUUGGCUGCUUCAGCUAGAUGGGAGAAAAAGCAGCUAGCAGUUUUGUAGGUGCUGAUUAUUUAGCUAUUUGUGGUGUUGAUCCAGGCUGAUGUACAUAUAUAACCCAGGAAGGUGGAUGGUGGUGGUGUAGAGAUGUUGUAUACUGAUACAUUAUUAUUGUGUGUUCAAAAGCCAUUGUGGAUUCUUUUUGUAAACAGUCCAGAGUGACCACACUUUGAUUUGGUCCACAUCUGAUUCAUAGUGUUUACCCUGUGUAUAUUCUCAAUAAAAUAUAUUUAUUUCUUCGUUGCCAAUGUAAA